UGGUCUACUUAAAUCAUUGACUUCCAUUGAACCAGAAAAAGAACAGCAAGUGGGGUGUCUCGCUUACUCGUCCUUCUCUGACGGGCAGCUCUUCAGUAGGAACCCCACGCCCAACUUCUACGUAACGAGAGAGUAGAAAGUCUUUUCCAAGAUGGCAACGACCAUAGACAGCAGCAAUGCCGUACAGGCGACAAGCAAAAAGCAUCUCGGAAUUCCCGAAGCAAUAUUUGUGGAGGAUGUCGAGUCGUUUAUGAAGCAGCCAGGCAACGACACCGCAGACGCCGUACUGCGGAAACUGGAUGAACAGUACCAGAAAUACAAGUAUAUGGAGCUCAACUUGGCGCAGAAGAAACAAAGGUUGAAAAGCCAGAUCCCACAGAUCAAGCAGACUCUAGAAAUCCUACGACACAUGCAGAAGAAGAAGGAAACCACAGACCCGAUGGAGACACACUUCCUAUUGGCUGACAACGUAUACUGCAAGGCGUCAGUCCCGCCCACCGACAAAGUGUGCCUGUGGCUAGGGGCCAAUGUGAUGUUGGAGUAUGACAUCGACGAGGCCCAGUCUCUUCUGGAGAAGAACCUAGCGACCGCAUCACGCAACCUAGACUCCCUGGAGGAAGACCUGGACUUCCUCAGAGACCAGUUCACCACCACCGAAGUCAACAUGGCACGAGUCUACAACUUUGACGUUAAGAGGAGGAGCAAGGACAACCUCCUUAAAUCAGUCAAGAAGUCUUGAGAGAGGGGGACCCCCCCACAAUAAAUAUACCCCCCCCCCCCCCCCAGUAACCCGCCCCAACUCCAUGUUCACAUCUCUAGUCUCUACAACAUGUUUGCGACCUAAAUGGCACCCUAUUCCAUAUUUAGUGCACUACUUUUAACCAGGGCCCAUAGGGUAGUGCACUACUUUUAACCAGGGCCCAUAGGGUAGUGCACUACUUAAUACCAGGGCCCAUAGGGUAGUGCACUACAUUUAACCAGGGCCCAUAGGGUAGUGCACUACAUCCAAAGCAGUGCAUCACAGGAGGUUGGUGGCAUCUUAAUUAUUCGGGAGGGAGGGCUCGUGGCCAUGGCUGGAGCAGAAACACUCCAUUCCAGACAUUAUGAGCCGUCCUCCCCUCCGCCUCCACUGCAGUGCACUGUAUAGGGAGUAGGAUUCCAUUUGGGAUGUGGACCAAGCCUUAUUCUAUUGAUUUGUUACUUUUUAAAGUAUUUUUUCAAGUAAAAAAAGACAAAACAAAAGUUACUCCGGCAGUUUUUUGUAUUCUUUUAUUAGGAUUUAAAAUCUUUUUGAACCCCCUGCUUAGUCUUUAGGUUGUCGCGGUCCUACAUUUCUUCCUCCUCUCGUUGUGUUUUCUGCCAUUUUAAGUUGUGUGCUGCUUCUUCUUACAAACUCUUACUGACGUUGAUCUUUGCUAUGUACUCGUUUGGGGCCUUGGUUUGCUUUCAGAACACAUCCUGCUAUUACAUUACCCAUAAUCCUCGCUGGGCAGGAAAUGGGAGAAGAGGAGGAGCAUCUCACCAGUUCAAGUUGACACCUUCCUGUGAUUAUGAGAAUGUUUAAAUGUCGAGCCCACUCUCUUGUGGGUUCCGUCCCUCACUCCUCGUCCCUCGACUGCAUCUGAAAUGGCACCUUAUUCCCAGAAGUAGUGCACUAGGUAGUGAAUAGGGUCCCAUUUCGGAUGUAGUCUCUUCUGCUGCGUCUGUGUCUGUCUGUGUUUAUUUUAUAUUCCUCCUGUCUUCCCUCCUCCUCUUUCUCAACGUCACGUUGUAUUCAUUAGAAUACUGAAGUGGAAAAAAGAAAUGACAAACUAAAAAAAUUAUGAAAAUUU
Messenger RNA from Oncorhynchus kisutch (coho salmon), 1832 nucleotides. Its product is annotated as prefoldin subunit 3-like. The record is from RefSeq and is a predicted model, not a curated record. The transcript has 6 exons. Gene Ontology annotation, biological process: protein folding; microtubule-based process; tubulin complex assembly. Gene Ontology annotation, cellular component: cytoplasm; prefoldin complex. Bases 152 to 739 code for a protein of 195 amino acids. NCBI's taxonomy places the organism in Eukaryota, Metazoa, Chordata, Actinopteri, Salmoniformes, Salmonidae. Gene Ontology annotation, molecular function: tubulin binding.